AUUUAGUGGGCUAGCCCCUUUAGCCCACCGGGACCCCACCUUACCCUAUUAGCCCGCCACGAUAGCUUCUGGUGCAAGGAGGGCGGCGCCGCAGCUUACUCCCACCGCCGUCGCCGAUCGAUGGCAGCCGCCACUGCACGACUGCCUCUUCCUCCUUAGACCCCGCCUCUUCCAUCUCGCACGUAGCCCCUCCCAGGUUGGACAGAGGAGGCGCUGCAGCGCACGCGCACUCUUUCCGCCGCCGCUUGAUGGCCGACGCCGCCGCAUCACCGCCCCCUCCCUUGCAGCUUCUUGCCAUCCCAAUCAACACUCGUCAAUCCCCUCGACCCCGGCCGGACGGGAUGGUCAGGUCGCCGGCAACCCCCACUCGGACCCCCAGGUCACCGACUGCCCCAAACCCGACCUCCAGCUCGGCAGCUGCCCCAAACCCGAUCUCCAGCUCAGCGGCCGCCCCAAACCAGACCCCCAGCUCGGCGGCUACAGAUCUUGAGGAGCACAAGGGUACUGGUAAGCUCUUGUAUGCCAUAAAAAUUGAGAAGGCUAAUGGCCCAGAUCUUGAGGAGCACAAGGCUGCUAGUGAGCUCCAUGUGGAACCACCAAAGUGCAAGAAAAGGAAGCGAAGUAGGCAGAGUAGCGGCGAGCUUCAUGCAGAACACCAAGAAACAAACAAAGUCGUCAUGAAGUCAUCGACGUCCAAGAAAAAGAGGAAGGCAAGUGAAGGAAUGUGCACUAAUCCAUCAGCACCGUUGCUUGGACCUUUGGCCGUUGACAUGGAUAAGCAGGCACCACCAUUAAAGAAGAAAAGGCUUAAUAAGAGAGAUGUUGCAACUACACCAUCACUUGAAGCUUUGCUCGUUGACAAGGAUAAGAAGCCAUCGCCUAGAUCUUCUCCCGUUGACAAGAAUAAGCAGUCAUCACUAUGCAAAAAGGUGGCAAGAUCUCCAGUUCUUAACAACGUGGUAGUGUCAUUCUUAGCCAGAAGGGGAAAAAGGACAAGUCACUAUCCCCGUCACAACCUUCACUGCUGGCUUUGUCACCCAAAGUAGCAAACCUUGGUUCAUGCAGACCAUGAAAAUUAAAACCAAAAAUUUGGAACGAGGCAGAGCCAAUCUAUGUUGAUGGAAAGCUUGUAGAAGGUCGUUGUACUUAUUGCAACCAACUAUUUCCUGCCUCAAAAAAGUCAGGGACAAGCCAUAUCGGUAAACAUUUGUUGCUAUGUGAGGAGAGAUCUAAAAUGGAUGGUAUGGUUGCCAAGAUACAAACUGAUAGUGCAAUUGAUCCAUAGUGGAAGUUUGACCAA
This is a messenger RNA of Triticum urartu, 1300 nucleotides long. RefSeq lists its product as uncharacterized. The record is from RefSeq and is a predicted model, not a curated record. Lineage: Eukaryota; Viridiplantae; Streptophyta; Magnoliopsida; Poales; Poaceae.